This is a messenger RNA of Aspergillus glaucus CBS 516.65, 739 nucleotides long. RefSeq lists its product as uncharacterized. The record is from RefSeq and is a predicted model, not a curated record. The transcript has 2 exons. Lineage: Eukaryota; Fungi; Ascomycota; Eurotiomycetes; Eurotiales; Aspergillaceae. The coding region runs from base 78 to 650 and encodes 190 amino acids.
AGAAAAAGGAAGGGCGAAGAGUUAUAUUUCGCUUAGGCAGAAGUAGAAGCGCGACUUAAGGAUAAACACAUGACAUCAUGCAUCAACCUCAAAAGGUCUGCAAAGAAGAAGUGGAAUACUUACACAUGCAACGCCAAAAUCGCGACCACCUGUUCGCGAUUUCCCAGCCAACUACCGAGUACAAACACUGCUACCACCAAUCCUAUGUCCGACGUCAAUAUGGGGGAAGCCCCGGGAACCCACGAGACCACGACCGCUUCCCCCCGGGAGCCCACCACCCCGAAGCGACCGCCCAAACGACCGAGACCAGAGACACCGGGAAAAGCUAUACAGGCUCCUCCUACGCCCAAGAACUGGCAGCUCGACCGGGAUACGCCUCCUGCGUCCCCAUCCUACGAAGCCCCCCAAAGCCAAUUAGGCUUGGAGCUCCAAAGCCACAUCACAGCGGCAGUGGCUUCACGCACAGCACAAUGACUGGGAAGAGAAGAGCCUACAGGGAGCUGCCUCCUUGGGCAAGGAUAUUAGGACCCUGUUCCUCAACUUCAGCAGGAACCUGGCACCGGGUAACCCCACCAAAGAGGAAGAGAGGCACUGACCCUCUCCGUCCACGGGCAAUAGCUAUGCUGAAGCUAACCCUCCCAACUAGAUGAGUGAUGCUGGCAGCAAGAUCAUCUAAUUGGGCAGGGGAUGGGCAUGGGGAAAGGGUGGAAGUUAUCCCAUCCACAUGCCUUGUCUCUCC